AUGUCGACCAUCUCGCGCACGCUGCGCAAUCUGCGGCGCAUAGGGUUGAAGCAGUAUGGCAUCCAACUUCACUACCAGGGCGACACCAAAGCCGGCACGCUGGUCGGCACCGACCGCAUGGGCAACAAAUUUUACGAAAACCUGACGGAAGACCUCCCUCUACGCACCCGAUGGGUAGAGUACUCACAAAAGGAACUCGACGCCUCACAGAUCGACCCGGGCUGGCACGCCUGGAUCUCGUACCUGGUCGACAAGCCGCCAUCCGAGGACAAGAUCAUGCAGAUGGGUCUGCGGCCGUGGGAAGACCACUAUACGCGCAUCAACUACACGCAGAGCCGGGGCGCUUACAAGCCUUAUUCGACGACGAAGCCGAAAUACUCUGCUUGGGACCCCGUGGCGAAGCCGAGGGAUGGGCAGAGUCUGUUUCAGACCAAGGAUGUUCGGGAAGGGGGCGAGUAUGAGCAGCGGGCGUCGUGA
Cyphellophora europaea CBS 101466 is the source of this 477-nucleotide messenger RNA. RefSeq lists its product as uncharacterized. Gene Ontology annotation, cellular component: membrane. Gene Ontology annotation, biological process: mitochondrial respiratory chain complex I assembly; response to oxidative stress. The record is from RefSeq and is a predicted model, not a curated record. The coding region runs from base 1 to 477 and encodes 158 amino acids. Lineage: Eukaryota; Fungi; Ascomycota; Eurotiomycetes; Chaetothyriales; Cyphellophoraceae. The transcript is spliced from 4 exons.